GAUUUCAACGUCAUCGACAUUUUAAAUGCGACCGACGAGGGGAAAGUAAUUGUGCAAAACUACCUGGAACGACUUGAGGCUUUCAUUACUGAAAAAGAGCGCAUCACAAUUGUUCAGAUCCUAGUGAAUCGCUUAGUAACAUUGACUGGAAAACUCGACUUAUUUCCCCCGACGGAGAAAAGAAAAAAUCUUGGUGAAGCCAUAGUGGCUGCGUUUCCUUGCCUGGGAAUCAACGUGGAUGGCAAAGUGUUUUCUUUUCAUUUCUAUAAUCAAACAACUGGAUCUGGUUUUAUUGAGACAAGGCUGAAAAGACUGAGGGAAGUUCAUCGUGAAGAACCACGCCGGAAGAGGCCAACAUAGGACUCUUCUUCAAUAAAAAAAAACCGCGUUUCACGAAACGGCCUCAUGUAAAAAAAAAUGCCGACUACAUCUUCAAUGAAGCCGAAUGCCAGUUUAAGGUUGAAUGGUUGAAGAGUCAUCCGCCUGGAGGAGAUAAUGACACAGUCAUCAUUGAGUACAGCAAGGCGACUUUUGGGUAUCGCCAAAAAGAAAUAAAACAAACUCUGACUGAACCUGGUCUCAUCAUGAAAGAAUAUCCCCGCUUCAAGGACUUCCAAAAUGGAUCUCUGUUUCAGGUAGAAUUUCAGUUACUCUAUCCCGAUGCCAAGAACUUCGAAAAAGUCUUUUAAAAAAAAUUCUUAUUUAAAAUAUUGGCUCUGGCUAAUAGAAAAAACAUGGACAUUCCUGACUGCCCUGACGAAUGUCUUAAGGCCGUUUUCGUGUUACUAAAGCUGACUCCAAGCAUCGUUAAACUCCGAAAAGUUAAUUUUCGUUUGAUUACAGAACGACUGAUAGUCUUUUUAAAGGAUAAUGCUGACUUGAUUCAAUUAAGCGAAACGCGAGACCCUCAUUUGAAUCAGCCAUUCAUCUGCUGCAUGGGAACGAUGGAAACUCCUACAAACUUCUGGAUUGUUAUCGAUCGUGAUAUAAUACUGUGUGGUAACGACUUUGCAACUGCUUUCGUUAACUUGUUUUGCUCGUUUUAUGCAUUUAAUUUAAAUUUCCCUCAGUAUUUGGCAUCAUUUUAUGGAUUUUUUGAGGAAUGCGUUUUCGAUAUUAAAAUUCCUUCUCCCUCAGUAACAGCCUUUAGAGCAUCCCUAGAAUGUUUAAGAGACCCACAAGGCUAAAUUUCAAUGCUAACACAAUCGAGCUUAAAAGUGAAUGGCGCCCACUUUUAAGCUUGAUUGUGUCAUCAUGUGCAAUGAUGUUUAUUUUUAAGUUGAGGUGUUCCAAAAAUGCAAAUACUGUUGUCUUAUUUUGUUCUCCUGUUCUUUAUAAUAACAAACUGGGUUUUUUAUGAUAAAAAAUUUAUUGUAUUUGUAUAAAUGUUGUC
Messenger RNA from Daphnia pulicaria, 1393 nucleotides. RefSeq lists its product as uncharacterized. Lineage: Eukaryota; Metazoa; Arthropoda; Branchiopoda; Diplostraca; Daphniidae. The coding region runs from base 735 to 1187 and encodes 150 amino acids. The transcript has 5 exons. The record is from RefSeq and is a predicted model, not a curated record.